Molecule: messenger RNA, 2309 nt
Organism: Annulohypoxylon truncatum
Lineage: Eukaryota; Fungi; Ascomycota; Sordariomycetes; Xylariales; Hypoxylaceae
Product: hexose transporter
Exons: 3
Coding region: 606-2309 (567 amino acids)
Biological process (GO): carbohydrate transport; transmembrane transport
Cellular component (GO): membrane
Molecular function (GO): carbohydrate:proton symporter activity
Source: RefSeq, a predicted model, not a curated record
GGCUUGCUGCACGGGUCUUGACUGAUAGGCCUGGCAGGUCUGGUACAUGGUACUAAAAGUCUGGUACCAAAGGCCUGCAGCAAAGAGCAAACGAGAUGCUGGCAGUCUGGAUAGGCAGGAUGGGAUGACCAGGAUGGAAAUCCAAAUUCAAUGUUCAGCAACUCCCACUGCUCCCAGCAACUCCCCGGGGGGCGUCGAAUCGCGACCCCAUGGCUGGACUCGCUUAGACACCAUCCACUCUAGCCUCAGACCAAUCAGAUUUAGUCGACCUCUUGGCCCUCGCACGUUCUUUCUCGUGCUCCCACUGUCCCAUUGCUCCCCGGCGUCUCCCCCCCAGUUCUGCGUUCUGCCAGUGUCGUGCUGAUCCUGACCCUCUGGUUCUUUUCUCCCGCCUUUUCCCUCUCGCCGCGCUCCAGCGCUGCCCUUUAUUCUCCACCCUGCAACUCGCACUCUAUUAUUACCCACUAUCCUAUCGAUUCCCAUCGAUUCCCGCCCAUAGUCUCAAUCAAUGGGAUACCACAAAAACCGAUCGAGACCCUCAACAUCGACAUCGAGCGACGAAAUAAUAUCCCAUAACGCUGGUUUGACGUCGAAACACCAUUACCAUGGCGAUAGCCAUGGGCUGGCAUAAACCCGAUAAUGUCGCCGGCUCUUCGGCCCCGGCCAUCAUGGUCGGCCUCUUCGUAGCAACAGGUGGUCUCUUGUUCGGAUACGAUACAGGGACGAUAAAUGGCAUCCUUGCUAUGGAAUCAUUCAAGGCUCAAUUCAACACCGGCUACCGAGACGAUCGCGGUGACUUGGAACUCUCGCCCUCCCAAACUUCCAUCAUUGUCGCUAUCCUAAGUGCCGGAACCGUCGCCGGUGCACUCUUCGCAGCCCCUGUAGGUGAUUGGAUAGGUCGUCGAAUAUCGAUCAUCGGUUCGGUUUGCGUCUUCUGUUUCGGCGUCAUCUUUCAGGUCUGCGCCGAUGCUAUUCCGUUGUUGCUAGCGGGAAGGUUCUUCGCUGGUGUUGGUGUUGGAUCCGUAUCCGUUCUCGUUCCUUUAUAUCAAUCUGAAAUGGCCCCGAAAUGGAUUCGCGGUACGUUGGUUUGCGCAUAUCAACUUUCGAUAACGUUUGGUCUAUUGGCGGCAUCCAUCAUCAACCUCAUAACCCAGAAAAUCGAUGGCCCGGCCGCCUAUCGAAUCCCCAUGGGUCUACAACUCACAUGGGCUUGUGUACUUUGUCUUGGUCUAAUCAUCCUACCCGAAACUCCCCGAUUUCUCAUCAAGAAAGGCGACAAACAUGCUGCUGGCCUAGCCCUCAGCCGUCUUCGUCGUCUCGAUAUUACCCAUCCUGCCCUAGUCGAAGAACUCGCCGAAAUCGAGGCGAACCACGAUUACGAACUUGCGCUGGGACCUGCCUCGUACCGAGAUAUUUUCAUCGGAUCGCCUCAUCUCGGCCGCCGAACAUUGACUGGUUGUGGCCUUCAGAUGUUACAGCAACUUACCGGCAUUAACUUCAUCAUGUAUUACGGGACCACAUUCUUCACCAGUGCCGGUGUUUCGGACCCUUUUUUGAUCUCACUCGUCAUGAAUGUCAUCAACGUUGUCUCGACAAUUCCCGGAUUGUUCGUCGUGGAAACUUGGGGCCGCCGAAAAUUGCUCAUUGUUGGUGCAUUGGGCAUGGCAUGUUGCCAGUUAAUCAUCGCGAUAUUUUCUACCCUGGCAAGCGAUUCGCAGAGUCAGUUGGUGGCCAAACUUCUCAUCGUCUUCGUUUCGUUAUUCGUUUUCUUCUACGCAGCUUCGUGGGGUCCGGUUGCUUGGGUCGUUACCUCGGAAAUCUACCCUCUCAAGAUCCGCGCAAAAUCCAUGUCGGUCUCAACGGCCUCGAAUUGGCUAUUGAAUUUUGGUAUCGCCUACGGAACACCAUUCAUGGUAGAGGAAGGGAGAGGUUAUGCCGCUUUGGGGGCCAAGGUGUUCUACGUGUGGGGAGCUUUCUGUAUUCUUGCCGCGAUCUUCGUGUACGGCAUGAUAUACGAGACUAGCAAGAUCAGUUUGGAGCAGAUCGACGAAAUGUAUGAACGAGUGGCCUUUGCGUGGAAGAGCAAAAACUUCGAACCGAGUUGGAGCUUCCAACAAUUACGCGAUGACGGAUUCGCAGAUAGCGGUAUCCCUCCGCCGGAACACGAAUUACAGGCGUCCCGAACUACUACGACUACAAGCGAGAGCAUACAAACGAUACAUACCGAAUCUAGUCCGAGUGAGAGCCAAUCAGAAGAAGACAAGAUAAUUAACGAAUUGGGUAUGGGCAAUGUUGACUUUAGCUACUAA